AAAACAAUGUACUACCUUAGCAGCACAAUGUAAAGGAGCGUAAAUAUUGCAAUCUGCAGACAGUACCGUUUCGAAUAUAUCAGGAAUAUAUAUAGGCCUAUAUACUACUCCUAUAAGCAACAGCUAAAAAGUAAAUGAGGAACAAACUCAGCAGAAACAUGUUUAUCACGCGCCUUGGGGAUGGAAUCAGGUGAUAUUUCAGACGUAAGACUCCAAGCAUCUACCACCUUUAAUAACGACCAAUUAGGUCAUGGACCACAACGGGCAAGGCUUAAUUCGGUCGGUAACCAAGAUGGUGAUAUUACCGGUGGAUGGGCAGCAAACGUGGAAGACGAUAGUCAAUGGAUUAUGGCUGAUUUGGGGGAGGUAAAGACUGUCACUGGAAUUGUCACACAGGGACGAUAUGAUGCCGAAGGCUUGAUACGUCAGUGGGUUACAGCAUAUAAAGUAUUCUAUGGACCUGUUGACUUGGCUCAGUUUAUAGCUGACAAUCUCGAUGAUCCAAAUGCAUUGAUACUUCCUGGUAACACAGACAACAAUAGUCCAGUUAUGAACACGUUCGACCCGAUUACAGCCAGAUUCAUAGCGAUUCAGCCGACGAAUUGGAGCGAGAGUAUAACAAUGCGAUUUGAAAUUCUUGGGUGUAUUGAUGAGGAAGAUAACGUUAUUAAUGACGAAGGUACGAUAGAAUCAACCGAUGAUUACAUUAAUCAAUUAAACGAAGUAAAACGAUGGGAACUUUUUGAGAUUGGCAAGAAAGAAGAGAAACGUUUUAAGGAGCCAGAAGUGGGAAUUAUGCUAUGGACGCAAAAUAUUAAUGAUGAAAUUGCCUCUAUCGAAGUCAGUGAUACAUCUUUACAGCUUUUUUCUUCUAGAGAAGGUGAAGGAAGUCUUGGCGUCGUCGUUGUUGUUGUCGAUUCGAGUAAAGUAAAAGCAGAGCAGAAUUUGUCUGGAAAUGCGGUGGAAUUAAUCAGUAACAUCAUUUCAGUAAAUGUAUAUGAUAUCAAUACCAACAAAAUAUCUGAUGUAGAAAUUAUUGUUACAGUACCUACGAGUGCUGGAGCUGGGAUACAGACGUGCUGCUUUUUGAAUGACAGUUCGGACACUAUCUAUUGGUCUACAAUUGGGUGCUCAACCGUCGCGGUUUCCAACCAAACCACUAACAAUCAGACUACCAGUGUCACGUGUAAGUGUAGUCAUUUGACGUCAUUUGCGAUCCUUAUGCGAGUUCAAGAUGUCAGCGAGGCGCAUGAGGAGGUGGCAAGCAUAUUGACAUAUAUUGGCCUUUCAAUUUCAACAAUUUUUCUCAUGUUAAUUCUGCUCACAACAUGUACCCUACCGGAAUUACGAAGGUGUGAACGCUUCAUUGCUUUAAGACAUCUUGUGAUUGCACUUCUGUGUGUGAACGCAUGUUUCACCUGUCUUACUCUUAAACCCAAACACCGUAUAUUGUGCAGCGCAGUAGCUGGAAGCCUACACUACAGCCUAAUGGUGGCCUUUAUGUGGAUGGCUCUAUGGUGCACAGAUCUGUAUUUCAAGAUCAGGCAUGCAUUCGCCGACCACCAGAAACGCUUCAAUUAUCUCCGUGUUAUGGGGUGGUUGUUACCUCUAAUCGUGGUCGCUACAACUGCCGGGGUAACAAGAGAACAAUACUCAUCGACAAAUUGUUGGUUGAAUACAAGUAUUGGUGUUAUAUGGACCUUCAUCAUACCUGUUUUAAUGACAAUUCUGGUAACUAAUUAA
Anneissia japonica is the source of this 1743-nucleotide messenger RNA. Its product is annotated as CD97 antigen-like. Gene Ontology annotation, biological process: cell surface receptor signaling pathway; adenylate cyclase-activating G protein-coupled receptor signaling pathway. NCBI's taxonomy places the organism in Eukaryota, Metazoa, Echinodermata, Crinoidea, Comatulida, Comatulidae. The coding region runs from base 181 to 1743 and encodes 520 amino acids. The record is from RefSeq and is a predicted model, not a curated record. The transcript has 13 exons. Gene Ontology annotation, molecular function: G protein-coupled receptor activity. Gene Ontology annotation, cellular component: membrane.